This is a messenger RNA of Colius striatus (speckled mousebird), 1836 nucleotides long. It is a transcript of the gene ACY1, whose product is annotated as aminoacylase 1. Lineage: Eukaryota; Metazoa; Chordata; Aves; Coliiformes; Coliidae. Gene Ontology annotation, molecular function: aminoacylase activity. Gene Ontology annotation, biological process: amino acid metabolic process. The record is from RefSeq and is a predicted model, not a curated record. Gene Ontology annotation, cellular component: cytoplasm. The transcript is spliced from 14 exons. The coding region runs from base 1 to 1398 and encodes 465 amino acids.
AUGCUGCUCUGCGUUCUGCCUGUGUCCCCAAGCACCGCGGGGCUCCUCGGGCUCCAGCCCCGUCUCUCUCUGCCUCUGAUGUGGGGCAGGAGGGUACCCAGCCCACCUUCUGUCCCCUGCCCUCCCCGCCGCCGGCCGCCUCGGUGCCCCUCGCCCCUCCCCUGCCCGCCUCCCGCCCGCCCGUUGCCCACCCCCUGCCCGCCGGCGGGGCGGAGCGGAGCGCAGCGGGGCCGGGCGGGCGCCGGCGGCAGCAACGCGGAGGGAGAUGCGGCCAUCCGGUUUUUGGAGCGCAUCGGCACCGACCUGGGCUUGACCUGUCAAAAAGUGGAGGUGUGCCAGGGCCACGUGGUGCUGAUCAUGACCUGGCAGGGCACCAACCCCCGCCUGCGCUCCAUCCUCCUCAACUCCCACACCGAUGUUGUGCCCGUCUUUGAGAAGCACUGGAACUACCCACCCCUGGAGGCUGUUAAGGACUCGCAAGGCAACAUCUAUGCCCGGGGUGCCCAGGACAUGAAGUGUGUCUCCAUCCAGUACCUUGAGGCCAUCCGGAGGCUGAAAGCAGAGGGAAAGUGUUUUGCCCGCACUAUCCACCUCACCUUUGUGCCUGACGAGGAGGUGGGUGGACACAAGGGCAUGGAGACGUUUGUGCAGCGCCCCGAGUUCAAAGCACUCAACGUGGGCUUCACCAUGGAUGAGGGCCUUGCCAGCCCAUCUGACACCUUCAGCGUCUUCUACGGCGAGAAGAGCCCAUGGUGGAUAAAGGUGAAGUGCAUGGGUAGCCCCGGGCACGGGUCCCGCUUCAUCAGCAACACGGCGGCUGAGAAGAUGCACAAAGUCAUCACCUCCUUCCUGGCCUUCAGGGAGAGUGAGAAGCAGAGGCUCAAAUCUGACUCGAGCCUGACCCUGGGGGACGUCACCUCCCUCAACAUGACCAUGCUGGAGGGGGGCGUCUCCUUCAACGUGGUGCCCUCGGAGAUGGCGGCCGGCUUCGACAUCCGCAUCCCCCCCACUGUGGAUCUGAAGGCCUUCGAGGAGCAGGUGGCUGCGUGGUGCCGUGCUGCCGGAGACGGCGUCACCUAUGAGUUUCACCAGAAAUGCAUGGACCAACACAUCACCUCCACUGAGGAGUCGGACCCGUGGUGGAAAGCCUUCAGCGGGGUCUGCAGGGACAUGAAGCUGCAGCUCAAGCUCGAGAUCUUCCCAGCUGCCACCGACAGCCGCUACAUCCGCGCGGCAGGACACCCCGCUAUCGGCUUCUCACCCAUGAACCGCACCCCAGUGCUGCUCCACGACCACAACGAGUUCCUCAACGAGCAAGUCUUCCUGCGGGGCAUCGACAUCUACGCCCGCCUGCUGCCCGCCCUGGCCUCCGUGCCCCCGCUGCCCGCCGAGCACUGAGCACCUCGGCGAGGGGCAGGGCAGCUGUGCUGAGGCUUGAAAAGGGGGCAGAGUGUGGGCACAGCGACUGCUUGCCAGGGUGCCGGGGAGCCAGCUGGCAUCAUCUCACAGUGGCUGUGCUCAGGGCUGGCCCAGUGCCUGUGCCAACUGUCCCGGCUGUACCCUCGAAAUCUGGGUGCCAGCCACCUCCUGGGGGUUGUAUCCCCCUUGCCUUGGUGCCAGCAGAGCCUCGUGCCCAGCUGCCUCCUGCCUUUUCAGGUGUCGGCGGUGCCUCCCUGCGCCGGUGCCACCCCCAGCUGUACUGGCUGUGGAGUAAGGGGCUGGCUAGUGCCCCACUCUGCCUGCCUGCACCUCAGCCUGCCUCCCUGCCCUCUUGCCGGGGCAGCUGGGGCCAGCGGCCCUCGUCCUCCCCGUGCGAGUCAAUAAAUGCCCUUUGUA